AGUGUGUCACUAGAGCCGACCGACGCGAGAGGUGGCCUGCAAGGACUGUAGCGCGCCGCCAACCUUUUUUUCUGUGCGUGCGAUGUUUUCACUUUCGUCAUUUUGACCGGGCCAGUUUCAUUUAACGUCGCUCGCGCACAGACGUGCCUAGGAUCGGACGUUGUGAUUAUCCUGUGAUCGCUGGUGCUUCGGAUUGUUUGUUUUUGUAUUAUAUUUUUGUGCGCAACAUGGCUGUGAUAUAGUGCUAAUAUGUUCGACAGCAAUAUCUUUCUAAAUUUUUACAAUGAGAUUGCUAAUAGAAGUGCACUACAAUUGGCAAGUGCUGGAAUGAUGGGCGAGGGCCUGCUGACGCUCACGUACGGCAAGCACCACGCCUGCAUCUUGAACGAGGUGGGGGCUGCGUGGCGUGGCGCCAGGUACUCUGACCUGGUGUUGGUUUGUGACGACGCCGUGCCUCUGGCUGCCCACCGCAUCGUCAUGGCUGCUGCUAGCCCACUAAUCAGAAAAAUACUUGAUGACACUCCAUCUGUCGAGAACCCAGUCACUAUUCACAUGUCGGGUAUCAGCAGCACACUAAUGAGGCAUCUUCUCGUUUUUCUAUACAGUGGUCAAGCAUAUAUCGAGUCUGGUGAAAUUGAUGAUAUGCAAGAACUUUUUGAGCUUCUAGAAAUAAAAUCAGAUGUGUGGAAAUCUACAAAAGAACGACAACAGGCCGAGGAAAGAAACAGAUCUUGUGAGCGAUUAAAAGCAAAAAGUCUCAAAACAGACAUUAACAGCAACGAAAGCAGUAAACACGACGCCCCUUCAGGGUCGUCACAUUCAGAAAGUGAUAGAGUAACACCUGGUGCAGGAUACAGUAAAGAAAAAGAUCGAGAAUCAGAAGCUAUGAGCAUAAAGAAAGAAAAUAUGUCAACUAGCAGUAAUGAUGAAAGAGACGAUGACGAUCAAGAUGGAGAAAACAAAGAAUGCGGCAGAUUAACGGCACGGCGAAGAAGUUCGUCAAAUCCUGUCAAUUUGUCUGUAACAAGGAAUUCAGAGAACACCGGUAGUGAACACGACGACUCGCAGGAUGUUGAUGUGGAAACAGUCGCAGCAAAGAAUAUUGAGAGGAGAAGAUCAACAUCUUCCAGUCAAGACGAUCAGCCCCGGGAAACUGUAUAUAGAAGACAACUACUCAGUGAUCGACUAGGUCGAACAAUAGAGAGACCUAAAAGGAAAUCACAUUAUCUUGAACCGCCAGAACUAGAUCUUCGAACCGCUGUCAAAUUAGAAGAUUACGCACAUUUAAAACCACCUGAUCAAGAUUUAAUGUCACUUGUUCAAACAUCGCCAGAAAACUAUGUGGUUACACCUCAUCGGAAAAGACGACCCGGCUUCCACAAUUCUCCUUCACAAAAUCCUCCGUUUGUAUCAUAUCCCCCAAGUUACCUAGAAGAAAUAGCACAUUUACGAUAUCAGCACGGUUCAGCAGGAGUAGCAGCAGUAGCAGCAACCGCAAGACUUGGAGCUCUGCAUCCACUUAGUACAUCAGCGCCACCAUACUUACCUGAAAGAAGUGCAACUCCGCCUACAGCCACACAUGAGGAUGCUCUCAAAUAUCGACCUCCCAGUGCGGGUUCAUGGGGGCCAUGGCUGUGCCAACCACAAAUGGGAGGAGAUGAAGCCCCUUCAACAGAACAUGAUCAAGGGUCCAGCAAGCAAGCGCCAGUACGUGAAUAUCGUUGCGAGUACUGUGGCAAACAAUUUGGUAUGUCGUGGAAUCUCAAAACACAUCUCCGAGUUCACACAGGUGAGAAACCAUUUGCCUGUCGACUCUGUGUUGCAAUGUUCAAACAGAAAGCACACUUACUGAAGCACUUGUGCUCAGUCCAUCGUAAUGUAAUAUCUUCCAGCGAAAACGACGGACGUACUAAUACGCCCGGUCGAUUUAAUUGCUGUUUCUGCCAACUCACCUUCGAAGCAUUACCGGAGCUCAUCAGACAUUUGUCGGGGCCCCACAACAGUUUACUACUAAGCAAAAAUCUACACGAAUGACGCUUGCCCACAUGACGCUAUUCAAUGCGUAAAAAUGGACUAUGAAAUUUCUUCUCUCGAUUCGAGAGUUCAAUUGUGAUAUGUGUUUAAGAAGGAUAUUAGGUUAAGGUUUAAUUAUAAGUUAUGUAAUAUCGCAGAGCGAUACUCAAAGUGAGUGAGGCAUUCGCAGCAUUAUACUGUGGAUGUAUUGUUGAUGACUAAUUUAAAAUCACAUGUUUGCCGAAUGGGUCCAAAUUAUUAUAAUUUGUUUAAAAAUUAUAAUCCGGGACCAAUACCUUCCAAGAUAGUAUUUAUUUGAAAGCUGUAUUUCAUUAGGGUAAAUAAUAUUUAAAAGCCACCGACACAUUAAUUCCUUAAGUAUAGAAAAUAGACACGAUUGUCAAUGAAAAGUUGCGAAAGAUGUAGAGCCUAAACUAAGAAUGUCACUUAAACUACCUCCUAAUUUAAAUCAGUAACUUGAUGAAACUUCAGUGACAUCGAUAUGGUUUGUUUGACAUUGACUGUAGAUUUUCUUCAAUGAAACUAUUCGGUCAAUAAUUCUAGUCAGGUACGGAACAAAGAGUUAUAUCAAAUAUAUGUAAUUCGCGUUUCUGUUUUUCAUUUUAUUAAAGCAAUUAUAAACUAUAACGCUACCUAAUUUUCUUCACUGAUUCCUC
Molecule: messenger RNA, 2690 nt
Organism: Achroia grisella
Lineage: Eukaryota; Metazoa; Arthropoda; Insecta; Lepidoptera; Pyralidae
Gene: ken
Product: transcription factor Ken 1
Exons: 5
Coding region: 250-2034 (594 amino acids)
Biological process (GO): regulation of transcription by RNA polymerase II
Cellular component (GO): nucleus
Molecular function (GO): protein binding; DNA-binding transcription factor activity; RNA polymerase II cis-regulatory region sequence-specific DNA binding
Source: RefSeq, a predicted model, not a curated record